GAAUUAUCAUGCCAUCUGAACUCUAUCAAUACAAAUCAUAAUUUUUAGUCUUCACUACAACAUCAACGCAUAUCAAUCACCAAUUGAAUCACAAUACGGGGUGCACCUUUCCCAGAUACUAGGAAAAGUCCAAGGGCUUGUUACUAUAUCAGUCUUCACUAAGUAACUGGUGCCUCGCUACUUUUUCUACUUUCUUGCCUCACCUCACUCACCAACCACGCAACCACUCAACCACCAUCAUCGUCACCAAAUACAACCCAAUUUUAUAUCCUCACAAGCCAUGCCUCCACGAACAACUCCAAUAAGACCCAUUGAGAAGUUUGCACAAGCCGUUGCCAAAUGCUCUACAGAGGCCUCCCUAUACGGCAAAUGCAUAGUAGCCGAUUACAAUUCCGUUCACAAAGAUAAAUGUCUUACUGAAUUCAUGAAAUUGAAAGAUUGUUAUUUGAUUGCCGCGAAGAAGAAGUAGGGGAGUGUUGUUCAUCUAUUUCUAGAAGAGGAAAUUAAAUUCAUUCAAGACCCGUAUACUAUCUGUCA
Botrytis cinerea B05.10 is the source of this 537-nucleotide messenger RNA. RefSeq lists its product as hypothetical. Gene Ontology annotation, cellular component: mitochondrion. NCBI's taxonomy places the organism in Eukaryota, Fungi, Ascomycota, Leotiomycetes, Helotiales, Sclerotiniaceae. The record is from RefSeq and is a predicted model, not a curated record. The transcript has 3 exons. Gene Ontology annotation, biological process: mitochondrial respiratory chain complex I assembly. The coding region runs from base 281 to 469 and encodes 62 amino acids.